Strongyloides ratti is the source of this 777-nucleotide messenger RNA. RefSeq lists its product as hypothetical. The coding region runs from base 1 to 777 and encodes 258 amino acids. The record is from RefSeq and is a predicted model, not a curated record. NCBI's taxonomy places the organism in Eukaryota, Metazoa, Nematoda, Chromadorea, Rhabditida, Strongyloididae. The transcript has a single exon.
AUGAAUUUCUUUAUUGUAUACUUUUUAAUUUUUUUAUUUUCUAAUAUAUUAUUUAUUAAAUCUCAGGCUAGGUAUAAUCGAGAUUUAGUUGAAAACUUUAUUAAAAAUGUGGACAACAUAGUGCCGGUAAUUUUAAAUGAUGAAGAAGACAAUUAUGUCGUGGAAAAAAGACAAAAUAGAAGAAAUAAUGGUAGAAGAGCAGAGGCAAGAAGAAGAAAAGCAAGAAGAGAAAGAGAAAAAGCAAGAAGAGCAGAAGCAAGAAGAAAGGAAGCAAGAAGGAAAGAAGCAAGAAGGAAAGCAGGAGGAAGAGCAGGAGCAGAAGCAAGAAAAAGAAGAAGAAUUAGAAGAGAAAAUAAUAUGCUAAGAAAUUUAGUUAAUACCCUAGUUAAUCAAGUAAAGCAGAUGCAGGAUAAUAUUAGUAGUAUUAAAUCACAAAUAUCAAAGACAGUUCCGGCAAUGAGAACAUCUCAUAAAAGUCCAGUACAAAUAGUAACAUCUUCAACACAAAAAGUAAUAACACAACCUCCAGUUGUAACACCACCAGCAAUACCAGCUACACAACCACCAACACAACCACCAACACAACCAUCAACACAACCACCAGCACAACCAACUACACAACCAACUACACAACCAACUACACAACCAACUACACAACCAACUACAAAACCAACUACAAAACCAACUACAAAACCAACUCCAAAAGCGACAACAAAAGCGCCAGCAAAAACAACAAAAUCAGCAGGAAAAAAAACUACAAAAAAGAAACCAAAAUAA